Messenger RNA from Coccinella septempunctata (seven-spotted ladybird), 1402 nucleotides. Its product is annotated as transforming growth factor beta regulator 1. Lineage: Eukaryota; Metazoa; Arthropoda; Insecta; Coleoptera; Coccinellidae. The coding region runs from base 51 to 1088 and encodes 345 amino acids. Gene Ontology annotation, biological process: regulation of cell cycle. Gene Ontology annotation, cellular component: nucleus. The transcript has 3 exons. The record is from RefSeq and is a predicted model, not a curated record.
GUCAAAAAACUUAACCUCAAAUAAAAGGUUUAUAAUUAUAAGCUCCCGACAUGUAUUCCAAUAGAAACAACAAUUCAAAUCAUUCGGAUAAACCGAUGGGCAAAUACGAACAGAAAUUGAGUUAUAUAAAAACUCUCAUCCGAGAGUACGUACAUGAAAACGCGGCGCUGGUAGACGAAAUUGAUGAAGUUCAAGUGCAAAUCCUGGUGAGAAAAGAAGAAAGGAAAUUUCUACUCAAGAAACUGUGCGAAUUCGAACCUUCAACAGCUAACGAAGUACAAAUGUAUGCGAAGAAGACUGGGUCUUCAGUUUCAGACAUACCCCAACCUACUGUUGAGACAAAAAGAGUUAAAAGGAAACACUCUAGUUCAGCAGAACCUUCUAAGAGCAGAGGAGACACUAAGUCCAGAUCCGAAAGAAAAUCGCACAAUCGAAGGCCCUCUAAAAGCAAGAAACGGGUGGUACCCCCAAUACCUCUAGAUAAUACAGGAAAACCAAUAUUUCCUAUUGAUUUAGGACGACUUACAGUUCAUUCCCUAGGAGAAGUUAUCCCGGAAAAACCUCAGUUUCACACCGAGGAAGUUAUAUUCCCAGUAGGAUAUGUAUCGACUAGGAUAUAUGGAAGUUUGAAAGAUCCAACCGUCAAGUGUAUAUACACCUGCAAAAUCUCUGACUCAAACGAUCUUCCAAGGUUCGAAAUAGCUUCCGAUGACAAUGUAUCGCCGAUUGUUGGUGAUACUCCAGAUAUCUGUCACUCUCUACUACUUCAAAAAAUAAAUGAUUCACUUUCGCUCAACGUUGUGAGUACAAGACCAAGGGGGAACGAGUUCUUUGGAUUAAGCCAUCCGGUGGUUUUAAAUCUUAUCCAGAGUUGCCCAGGCACUCGUAAAUGCACAAAUUAUAAGUGGAAUCGAUUUGAAGUCUCUAGGAAUUGUGAUGCUCUAAUCGAUGACAACGACGCUGGGCUUAGUUAUGAAUAUCUGCAGAGGAGUAUAAACUUCUGCCGAUACAAGAUGGCGCCCGAUAUUCUUCAAAAACCGGAAGGUUUCGAAGAUAUCAGGAAAAAUAAAAAUGAUAUGUAUUACUGAAUGACCCAAGAUGAUCUCGCACUUCAGUUCGAAUGAUAGACAACAUUUUCAAAGUUCGGUAUAAGAAAAAAGUACUCAAAUCAAUGAUUGCAAACUACUCUUGUACCUGACAAGACUAUAUUUCGAAAGAAUUCGUUUUUGUACAACUCAUUUAUUUGUGAGAAUUCAAUUCUUCAUUUUUGGAUAUCAAUUUGCAUGAAUGUUGUAUCAACCGAUGUUAUAUUUCUAGAGUGGCAGUACUAGAUUAGCCGAGUAUUUAUCUUAAUUUAUGGAAAAAUCAUACUUUUUAUAAGGCAAUAUACUUGUGAUAAAUA